UAUUUCCGGGCAACGUUCCUUGCCGGGGCUUGCCUUCUUCCAAAAUAACUCGUGACUGUUCCAUGCUUUAUUUUUGUAUCUAGACUAGAGCUACUGUACUCGUCCUGUGCUUAUGGGGCGAGAAUACUCCCGCAGUGAAUUUUUAAAUACACUAAUAUAGGGCAAAUAUGUAGAAAUAUUAAUCUUGAAAUUAACUUCAGGACAACGAAACAUGUGGAGAGUACAAGGGUUUGUUGGAAGAGUUUUGAGCCGGUGCCAUGGCACCGCCCCCCUGCGCCUGUCUCAGAAUCACCACGUGGAAGAUGAGGUCAUCAACACCUCCACCCUGCUCUCCACCGGCUGUCACUCUCCCGACAGCAGCUCUCAGAAAGGGGACGAUGGAGACAAGAGGAGGAAGAGGACCUCUCAGUUCUGCUACGCUGGGCUCCCCCGCUACACUGCCUUGGAUGCAGUUGGCUGGGGGGCAGCUGCGGUGCUGUUGAUGCAGAUCUGUAGGAGGAUCCACUCUCAGUUCUCUGGGAGUGACCCCAACCAGACGCCCAACACAGGAUGCCUGACCAUCCAGGGAACCCUGCAGAAGUGUGGCUACCGUGUCCUACUGGAGAAACUAUCUCGCCGUGACGUGCUGCCCAGAGGGAGGAGUGUGCACUGUCUGCCCCAGAGACGGAGCCAGCAGGUCCCGAGCCAGCAGGUCCCGAGCCAGCAGGUCCCGAGCCAGCAGGCCCAGAGCCAGGAGCACAGCAGUCCCAGGAGCAGCUACAGCAGCCCUGACCAGUUUCAUGAAGACCAUCUGACUGCUGACAGUCACCUCUCUGACCACAAGCGGGCAACUCUGAGUCACGACUCCUCUGGAACGGAGGAGUCAUCCUUUUCAGAGUCCUCCCAGCCUGAAGACAACCACAGAACCAGAGACAGGGAACAGCCUGAGCAGCAAAAUGACCAGGACGCCCUGGCGGGGGCGGCACAGAACCUCCAGCAGGUGGCCGACUCCAGUGUUCCUGUAGUCCUCAACAUCAUCGGUCUGAAGAGUGCUCAGACUGGGGACUAUGAGGCAGCCUUCUCCUGUUUCCUGGCCUCUGCCAGACAGGGCUACAACAAGGCCCAGUUCAACACUGGAGUCUGUUAUGAGAAAGGCAGGGGCGUAUGCAAAGACAAGGAGAAGGCUCUUGAGUUCUACAGCCAGGCAGCGACAGGGGGUCACAGUCAGGCUCAGUACCGCUGUGCCAAACUCCUCCUGAACAGCAGAGGGCAGCAGAGCACACAACAGGACCUGGACACAGCCAUCAGCCUGCUGCAACAGGCUGCCUCAGCUGGGCUGAGAGAGGCUCAAGUGUACCUGGGGUCUCUGUUCUCGCAGGAGCCCGUAAGAGACGGCGUUAAGUCAGUGCACUACCUGAAGAUGGCAGCAGAGAGCGGAGACAGUGAGGCCCUGCUGUUCCUGGGUCAGUGUUAUGAGAGUGGGUUCGGGGUGUCCCAGUGCUUCAGAACAGCAGUUGGGUUCUAUCAGAGGGCAGCCCAGGCAGGAAACAGCCAGGCCAAGACCUUACUUGCGCCACCCUUUGGACUGGAGGAUGCCGUCCUGCGCUCUAUCCGUUCUUCCCCAUGUUUCUCCGUUGCUGACCGCCUGCGUGGAACUCUCUCCACCCUCACCUCCCCUGUCCCUCCCUCCAGUCGCCCCACCCUCCCCCACUCCUGGAGCACAGGGAGUAUGGCCCCCCCACCCAUCCUGUCCUCCCUCCGCCCUCUCACCCCCAGCUCUGAGGGGAACGCCGUGAGGUGGACUAUAGGAGCAGGAUAGUUGGCACCACAAUCAUGAAUAAUAUAAUAUAUGCCUUUUUAGCAGACACUUCUAUCCAAAGCCACUUAGUCAUAUGUGCAUACAUUUUACAUACAGGUGGUCCCGGGAAUCGAACCCACUAUCCUUGCGUUGUAAGCACCAUACUCAACCACAUUGGUCCUCUGUAGCUCAGUUGGUAAUCUAUACCAUAAGGUUGAAGAGGGAUAGCAUGGUCAGAUGUUUAACCUUACUGACACAACCCAGUAUUUAAUGUCCCUCUUUCAGCACUUCUAUCUAGAUUUGUAUAUAUGUGUGUAUUUGACCACAGGUCAAUUUGUUGAGGAAUGUGUAUAAGUAUGGGAGAUACGAUACAUCUGAAAGGUAGGCAUGUCAAAGGUUUUCUAUGGCUUUUCCUGUUAGCUUACUUAAAGACGCAGUCUGGGAUCUUAAGCACUUACAAAUUCGUAUCAUAUUGUACGAAUUGCAAAGAAAAAUGUUUGCAGGACAUAACAUAUCAUAUGGAUGACAUUACACAAUUUUCAGGGACCCAUUUUGGCCUGUGAGCGCUACUUUAAAAACUACUGGCUGAAAUUGUACAAAAGCUCUGGAGCGUGACUAAUAACUUUAGUAUUGUUCCUACAAAAUGUUCUCGUGGCACAAUCUUGGCCAGUUUUUGUACAACAAACUGCCCUAUGGGUAGAAAGAUGGUAUUGCGAUAAAAUGUGUGCCUUACUAAGUCAUUGUAUUUACUUGACCCUCUUUCUUUAUGUGACUUCAUCUUAACUUCAUUAGUUUGCUAUUUCAGUUAUGCUUUGCAUGUGUAAACUGUUCUUGUCUACCCAUGGUAUCCAGUGAGGCUGAAGAAUGGGGAAAACAGCAAGUACUUCUUGGUGGUGGUGGAUGAUGUAUGUCAUGUAUAUUCUCUAUGCAUUAGAAGCACUACUGUUGCUGAACGCACAAGGUGUCCAACACCAAUAACAAAAAAAAUAAAGCUAUUUUCUACCACUGG
Salvelinus namaycush (lake trout) is the source of this 2786-nucleotide messenger RNA. RefSeq names its product DAP3-binding cell death enhancer 1-like. Gene Ontology annotation, molecular function: protein binding. The coding region runs from base 212 to 1798 and encodes 528 amino acids. The record is from RefSeq and is a predicted model, not a curated record. NCBI's taxonomy places the organism in Eukaryota, Metazoa, Chordata, Actinopteri, Salmoniformes, Salmonidae. The transcript has 11 exons.